Molecule: messenger RNA, 267 nt
Organism: Strongylus vulgaris
Lineage: Eukaryota; Metazoa; Nematoda; Chromadorea; Rhabditida; Strongylidae
Source: the annotation of a GenBank genome assembly
AUGACAUGGGAUAAAGUCCAAACUGUGGAACAAGCUGGACUUCGCAAUGGUGCGUGGAUCACAUCAAAGAGUUUCGAGGAUCGAGGUUUGCCGACAGUAUCACCUAUGAAAAAGCAUUUGACAGCGUCGAGACUAAUGCCAUACUGCCAGCGAUCGUCGACCAAGGGGUGCACCCAUUUUACGCGAGGACAUUGGCCGACCACAAGAACUGCUCUACAACAGUACAACCGUCCUCAUAGGUUCGAUACUCCAGAGACAAGACAAUAA